Lytechinus variegatus (green sea urchin) is the source of this 3433-nucleotide messenger RNA. RefSeq names its product protein misato homolog 1-like. The coding region runs from base 74 to 1834 and encodes 586 amino acids. Gene Ontology annotation, biological process: mitochondrion distribution. The record is from RefSeq and is a predicted model, not a curated record. Gene Ontology annotation, cellular component: cytoplasm. The transcript is spliced from 13 exons. Lineage: Eukaryota; Metazoa; Echinodermata; Echinoidea; Temnopleuroida; Toxopneustidae.
UCACAGAAAGAGCCCCUGACCCUGUUCCAAUUUUUUCCAACAAGGUUUCAUGGUAAAAAUAGCAAAAUAAAUCAUGGAUGGAAGGACUAGAGAGAUAAUUACUCUUCAAUGCGGUCACUAUGCUAAUUUUGUCGGAACACAUUUAUGGAAUAUACAGGAAUCAACAUUCUCUUAUGAAAAGUGCCCUGCACAGAUUAUACCAAAAGAAAUAAACAACGAUGUUCUAUUCAGAGAGGGGCGAACAUUGCAGGGUGAAGAGACAUAUACUCCAAGACUGGUAUGUCUUGAUCUGAAGGGCAGUCUGAACACACUGCGGGCUGAAGGAAUAUUGUAUGACUUAAAAACUGAAGAGGAUGUGCAUUGGGGUGGUGAUAUCACUCUCCAUAAGAGUAGUCCAGCACACAAAAAUCAGUUUCUGGCUGAUCUUGAGGCUCAAGAUGAGUAUUACCUCCAGGGAGAGCCAAGAGUUGGAGAUGAUGAAGAUAACCUUUCAACCCCUGACAUGGAUACCUCAGAGGUCAAUGCAGGUGACCCGAAGGCUGAUGACCCUCCGGCGUUGAAGCACUAUUAUCUUGAUGACGAUGUUCAUGUGUGGUCUGAUUAUCUACGUAGUCAUCUUCAUCCCAAAAGCGUAUCCAUCAUUAAAGAGUAUUCACAUGACAGCAGUGUUGGUGGAUUUGACUUGUUCACACAAGGACAGAAUGUCUUCAGUAGAAAGGAUGUUUCAGAUGAAAUCGAGGACAAGAUCCACUUUUUUGUAGAAGAGUGUGAUCACCUUCAGGGAUUCCAAGUCUACUUAGAUUUUUGUGAUGGAUUUUCUGGUCUUGGUUGUGGCAUGUUACAAGGGUUAGGUGAUGAGUACCAUGGGAAAGGGAUCUUUGCUGCUGGAGUUGCCCCAGCUGUCUUUGAUGAUGAGAAUCCAUUAUUAGAUUCCUAUAGGAUCUUGAAUUCUGUCUUGUCAUUCAGUAGACUGGUUACUCACAGUUCAUUCUUUGUUCCUCUGUCACUUGCAUCUACUCUAUGGAGGAAAGUCGGGCCACCACUUUCUUUUCCUCAUCUUAACUACAAGCCAUCAAUGUCCUAUCAUACAUCAGCUAUCCUUGCUAGUGUUUUGGACACAGCAACUCUGCCUCUAAGAACAGUAGAUAGUUCGGUAACUCUCUCCAUGAUGACUGAUGCAUUAGGGGCCAGAGGACGAAAGAUUGGAAGUCUUCUCACCAACUUCCCCCUUUCCUUCCAUUCUUCGUCAACGCUCGCCGAUACACUUGGUGGAUCAAUGUUGCCAUGCCAACCAAUAAUGCCUCACUUUGGGCAAGAGAUCAUUCCCCCGUUUGCCCAGUCUGUGGUCCUCCGGGGGACACCACUGGACAGGGUCAAGAGGCCACCACAGCCAGACUUGAACUUGUAUCACCAGUGUUACGAUGAGGAAGAAAUGCUCAGGAAUUACUUAUUAUCAAACUAUCCAAGAACACUAAGUUCUGGUCGAUGUGUCCAACAGCCAUGUAAAACCAUAGCACCAUUUCCACACCUUUUUAAUGCUGAGGUGAAUAGAGAUGGAUUUCUUUGUGAUGAAGAGAGAAAGAAGGAACAAGGUGUUGAGAGUAUCCCAUUGAUGACCAGUCUACAAUCCAAUCCUGCCGUAAAAAAUCUUCUCAAUUGCCUACUUACUGAAGCACGUAAACUGGACAUUCAUAAAUUCCAUGGGUAUCUGGAGGAAGGUUUAGAGGAAGAUGAGUACAAGGAACAUCUGAAUGACUUGGAGCAACUUAUACCAUGCUAUUUGACUGAAUUAGAAAAGGAAGUCGAUGAUGACGAUGAUGAUGAAGAUGACUGAGCUGAAACUGACAAGUAUGUCGCAGCAUGGACAAAUCUUGCCAAAGUCCUUUACAAUUAUUGAUAAUAGGAAUGCUUGUGGCAAUAUUUGUCAUGUUUUUAACAGAAGUUGGUAUAAAGGGAUUUUUGAUAGUAGAGGUGCUGUUGUCAGUCGAUGAGUGCCCCGAUUACGUGCCAUAAACUUAGGGUUUGAAUUCAACUACAGUGCGAAUACCCUUUGGAAAGAUGAAAGGGAGUUUAGACUAGGCACAUGCAUGUGUUAUGUUCUCUCUUUCUUUAAGAAUGUGAAAACUGACACCAUGUCAGAUCUGGGAUGACAUGCAUUUGCAUACGUCCACUUGUUUUUCACAAAGGUGAUGUCGUCAAAAGCUGACUUUCCAUGGCCCUAUGUGCCCAUUGUGAUCAAUAAGGUUUUUUAUAAGUAGUCAAACAGACCAUUGGAUAAUAUUGGCAUGAUCAGUAGAUUGGGAUACAGUCUUUGUCUUCAUAACUCUCUACAUUUUCCCCUCUCCACCCAGGUGAUUAAUUGGUGUCUGUAAAGAUAUUAAAGUUGAUGUAACUUCUGAAGGUUUCCAUGGCGAAGAAAUAUAGUGUAGCAUAUAGGUUUCACAUAAUAUCAUGUAUCUUUUUUUUGGCAAAUGUUGGUCCUGAAAAGGACAACCCCUUUUCAACGUUUCGACAAGUGCGUUUUUGUCGUCUUCAGUAUAAUGAAUACGUGGUGUUCCGUGAAACCUGCUACACUGAAGUUGACGUAGUUUACAUAUUUCAAUAUGUCCAAUAAUUUGGAGAAUGUACAAACACAACAGGCAUGUCAGAAUCUGUUUAAUUUGGAUAAUUAUUUGUUAAGAGCUUGAUAGACUCUCAAGCUCUAUUAUUCAUAUAUGUCAGGAGUUAUAGAAAAGAUGAAGGGUAUUAUUAAUAAAGAUAUGUCUCUGAAAGAGUUAUAACAAAGUGUAAAUGACUUUGAUCAAACCAUGCCAUGAUCCCAUCCCUUGAAGAAAGGGAUGUGAUUAUAAAGAAUAUUAGACAUUGUUCUGCUAUUCAUAACUGAAAUAUGAAACGGUGUAGUUCUCAUUAUUUACCUUCCAUCAGUGGAAAUCGUGUGCAAUUUCCACUCCAUUUCCAUCUCAAGAAUUUCAUUCAUACUGUGCUGCACUCCAUUCGGAUGGGAUGAAUGGAAAACCGGAAGAAAUUUAUUCCUUGAAAUGAAAAACUAAUUACAGCUACUCUUAAAAGGUGAGGUUAUUCACGCUGCAUUGUUGUAUCAAAGUUAUCAAAAUUGGUUGCUGUAUCUAAAAAUUAUGACAAUUUGUAUUAUGAGAAGCUCAUGAAUUGGUGGACUUAGGAAAUGGAUGCAUGGUAAUGCAAAAUGACUGUUUGUAAAGUUACUUUUAACAUUUUGAGCAGCUGAAAAUGAAGUGCCAACUGAAAUGCCCCAAAUUCCCUUUCCCCCAUCGAUUUAUGAGGGCAUAAAAGAACACUUUGAUAACAAUCUUUAUUGAGAUAAAUCACAUUUUGACUCUGAAACUUAAAGCUGAUGGACUUUAAAGGGCUGCUCUGGGCUGAAGAUAUUUAUUUCUCAAUAAAUAGAGUAAACUUC